CUCUAUCAUGCAGUAAAGGCUCUGAACUUUGACCUGUUCGGUUCUUAUCUGGAAAAAAUAAGCUCUCUAGCUCUCAUCGAUUUAACAGUAGUUAAUGGAUUUGUAACUGCUUAGGUAGGAAAGUCAUAAAAGUAAUUUGAGCACAAGGGGUGGGACUCAGAGAGCAGGGCGUGGAUACGCACCCAAAACGGAUGGGAGAUGAACGGGUAACCCUGGUCACCCGAAGCAGCACGACUGCGGGACCUCAAGCCAAAGAAGUCCCAUCAGUCCAACAGAAAGAACAUAAAGAAAAGUUAUAAUUCGUUAUGUUACGUCUCUGGAUAAGUCAUCAUCGCGCAAAUAUGGCGUGCAUUUGAUUUAGUGACUCUGAGACGCAAAAAAAAAACAAUGUGAUUCUCACUAAAGGUUUAGUCUUGCAACAAAACCCUGUUAUUUUACACUUAAUACGGCAUGAUUCCUCCGUUUAAAGUUUUGUUUCUUGCGACGCAAAGACACUCAUGGGAUGUUGGACAACGAGUUGCGACUUGGGACACCUGAAAGCGCGCUCCAAGGUGUCUGUGCUCUUUACCAUGAUCCUCAUAUUCACCUAUUUAUUCUACUGUCUCACCGGAUUCUGCGAUUCCAUGCCGAGUCCGCUGUUCGUCCAUCAGAAUUUCAGAAGCAAACUUUUCCCAAAGGAAGCGAAGAAACUGUCGCACUGGAACGGCUCCGUCGUUCGCGAACUGCCCGAGCAGGAUGCGACAGACGUGGAAGAGGAGAAGCGGCAGCGAGGUUUAGCUUAUGACAGCAAUCUCUCCGUGUCAAACAACUUUGGGACCAAAGAGUUUCCUCAGGCAAUUAUUAUCGGCGUGAAAAAGGGAGGAACGCGCGCGCUUCUGGAGUUCCUGCGCGUGCAUCCAGACGUGAGAGCCGUGGGCGCGGAGCCGCACUUCUUCGACAGGUUCUAUGAGAAGGGGCUCCAGUGGUACCGGAAUCUAAUGCCGCGUACUUUAGAUGGCCAGAUCACCAUGGAGAAAACACCCAGCUACUUCAUCACCCGUGAAGCAGCGCCCCGCGUCUUCUCCAUGAGCCGCAGCACCAAACUCAUCGUGGUGGUCCGUGACCCCGUGACCCGGGCCGUGUCUGACUACACUCAGACUCUGACCAAAAGCCCCGGCCUGCCGUCCUUCCAGAAUCUGGUCUUCAAGAACUCCACCACGGGUCUGAUCGACACGUCCUGGAGCGCCGUGAGGAUCGGCAUCUACGCCAAACACCUGGAGCACUGGCUCAGGUAUUUCCCACUCGCGCAGUUUCUUUUUGUGAGCGGGGAGAAGCUGGUGACGGACCCCGCGGGAGAAAUGGGCCGGGUGCAGGAUUUCCUGGGACUCAAACGGGUGGUGACCAAUAAGCACUUCUACUUUAACCAGACUAAAGGCUUCCCCUGCCUCAAAAAGCCCGAAGGAAGCAGCAGACCGCGAUGCCUGGGGAAAUCGAAAGGCAGACCGCAUCCACACAUACCAGCAGAAGUGCUGCACAGACUCAGGGAUUUCUACAGGCCUUUGAACAUGAAGUUCUACCAGAUGACUGGUCAGGACUUCGGCUGGGAAUAAACACUUGCAGGACCCUUUCUGAUAAUGCAGAAAACAAUGAAACUCUUAAUUUAUGACUGAUUGAUAUUGAUUUUCAGUAUCUUCACCCUGAGUACUCGCAGAAAUUACUAGUAAAUUUCACAAUUAAUUACACACACACACACACACACACACACACACAAAUGGCAAGUGCAAACAAAGAGAUUACUGGCCACAGACUGAAUGUAAUCCAAGUUGAAAAGGGUAUAGCAAAAAUAUAUCUUAUUAUAUAAACAUCAUAGUGUACAGUGUAAAUGAAUUCAAAAAUAAACCAGCACAAGCAAA
Carassius auratus (goldfish) is the source of this 1892-nucleotide messenger RNA. Its product is annotated as heparan sulfate glucosamine 3-O-sulfotransferase 3B1-like. Gene Ontology annotation, molecular function: [heparan sulfate]-glucosamine 3-sulfotransferase activity. The record is from RefSeq and is a predicted model, not a curated record. Bases 498 to 1589 code for a protein of 363 amino acids. The transcript has 2 exons. NCBI's taxonomy places the organism in Eukaryota, Metazoa, Chordata, Actinopteri, Cypriniformes, Cyprinidae.